Molecule: messenger RNA, 2058 nt
Organism: Neoarthrinium moseri
Lineage: Eukaryota; Fungi; Ascomycota; Sordariomycetes; Amphisphaeriales; Apiosporaceae
Exons: 3
Coding region: 1-2058 (685 amino acids)
Biological process (GO): regulation of DNA-templated transcription
Molecular function (GO): DNA-binding transcription factor activity
Source: RefSeq, a predicted model, not a curated record
AUGGUCGCCAGAGUCCCAGAUUGUGAGCAGCAUCGUAAGCCUCAGGCCGCAGGCAUCACUAUUCUUCUGGCGAGCAUUCGCUGUGCUGCGCCGGCGCCCGCGCAGGUAGCACAGCUCGCACCAUGGCACCCGAAGUCCCCUGCUCUGGUAGGCUCGGACUUGGCCCAGUCGGGCGGGCAGCAGGGCAGCCCAUUGGCCGACGGCCGACGGCGCUGGCUGAUGGAGCAUGAUACCGUUACUAUUCUCAGCACCGCGAACACCCCAGCAGUCACUCGUCAUCACGUCAAGGAGCAUCAGGGCAUCGCCGUUGGUCGCCACCACACAUACAAAGACAUGUCGGCUUCCAGCCAGUCCCAGUCGUCGAGUAGUCCGGCGAAUACCCAACCCGCCGGUUGCGUAGUUGACCCUCUCGACCUGCUCGACUUCUCCGAGUACGACGGCCUCUCAUACCAGUCGUCCUCAGUAUCACCCGCUUCCAGCUCCAAACCCCAGUUCAACCGCCAGUCCGCAGCACCAACGCCGACGACGAUGCCGUCUGGCCCAGUCAUGCAAGGCCCUAGCCACCGCUACGACCAGUACAAGCAGCAGACUCCGUUCGUCCCCGGAGCCUUGGCAACGACGAUGGCCAUCAACCAGAGCAACCCUCAGAUCACAGGCUACACCCUCGACUACAUGCAGUCCAUGGGCCAGAACGAGGACGUCUUCGACUUCAACGCCGGCCCCUCCCAGCCGUCGCCAAACAUGGACCUCGACUUUGACUCGCAACCCGAGCCCUUCUUCUUCCCGGAGCAGACCAUCAACCCCAAUGCUAUCGGUGGUCGCGACACCCUGCCGUCGCCGCCCGCCGUGCAGAGCAACAUCGGGAGGAUGUACCCCGGCAUGCACCAGCAACAGGCUCUCGCCAAGGCACAGGCCCAGCAGAGACAACAACAGCAGAUCAUCCAGCAACAGCAGCAGCAGAGACAGCAGAUGAAGCAGAAGGGCGUCCAGCCUUCCGACCCUAUGGUUGAGCAGAAGAUUACCCAGUUGCUGAACUCGAUGAGGGCCAAGUCCGGUCAUGACGACUCUCUGGACUCGCCUCUGCUCAACAUGCCUAGGCCAAAGAAGGAUGAGGAGGACAUGGACGAGGACGAGAGAUUACUGAACAGCGAGGAAGGAAAGAAGCUCAGCAGCAAGGAGCGCCGUCAGUUGCGCAACAAGGUCUCCGCUCGCGCCUUCCGCUCGAGGAGAAAGGAAUACAUCGGUCAGCUCGAGAGCGAGAUUGCUUCCAAGGUCACUGAGAACGGCGAAUUGCGCACACAGAACAGGGCUCUCCUGGAGGAGAACAAGCGUCUCUCCGACCUCACCCGCAUGCUCCUGUCUUCGCCAUCGUUCUCCAAUUUUCUUGACCACCUCAGUUCCAACCCCAAUGCCGCACCUCAGCAGCAACAGGCCGCCCCUCAGAUGGAGCAGAGACAGCAGGAACAGCGCCAGGCCCCCAAGGAUGUCAACCCGUACGCUGCCGCCCGCCAGUCACAACAGCAGCAGAUCGGGAUGGUCAUGAUUCCCGAGCAGACUAUGGACUUCUCCAUGCUCAACAUUGCUGAGUCCAACGACAUGUACAGUUACCAGCCUCAGGUCUUCUCUGUUCUCGAGACCCCCGAGAUGCCCGAGAUUGAUACUGCUCUGCUGUCGGGCAAGGACCAUGGUCUCAUGAGCGAAAUCACCGAGUCCAUCGAGAAGGUCGAGAUCACUCUCCCGGAGGCACCGGUCCUCCUCGAGGACGCCAAAGCUCAGGCCCCUGCGGCACCCAUUGCCGCCGUGGAUCUGGUGAAGACUGUAGCCAACCUCGAUGGCGAUAUCUUCGAUGAUGAGACCUCUACUACAAGCGUCGUUCAGAGCGUCGUUGAUAACAUGUCCACGAUCACCAUCCCAUCCGAGAAAGCAUCACGUUACGAACUCAUCAGUGCUUCGGAAGAGGAUGCUACCGCUUCGAGAGCCCUGGCACGCGUGCAACGCCUAACAUCCAGCAUAGAAGCUACCAUGGCUAGGCUGGAGCGCCUCACCAUGGAUUUAUAG